Trichoderma virens Gv29-8 is the source of this 512-nucleotide messenger RNA. RefSeq lists its product as uncharacterized. Gene Ontology annotation, biological process: protein import into mitochondrial intermembrane space. The record is from RefSeq and is a predicted model, not a curated record. Gene Ontology annotation, molecular function: zinc ion binding. Gene Ontology annotation, cellular component: mitochondrial intermembrane space. Lineage: Eukaryota; Fungi; Ascomycota; Sordariomycetes; Hypocreales; Hypocreaceae. The coding region runs from base 30 to 398 and encodes 122 amino acids. The transcript has 3 exons.
CUCACCAGGGACGAAUCCAAUUCAUCACCAUGUGUAAACACAUCCUCAACGCCCAAGUCUCCAUCCGGUCACCAUGCUGCCGAAAAUGGUUCGACUGCGCUGAAUGCCACGCCGAGCAGGAAAGCCACCCCCUCCUACAAAGCUUCGAAAUGACCUUUGUCUGCAAGAAGUGCAAAAAGGCCUUCCGCAAGGACGCCCAGGAGUUCGACGAGAGCGACGAGUACUGCCCGCACUGCGACAACCACUUCGUCCUCGAGGCAAAGACCCCCAAGGCCGCCCUGACCAUCGAGGGUGAGGAUGUGCGGAUGAACAACAAGCUGCUCAAGGAUGAGAGAGUCCGACAGGACGGCCGGAGGACCAUCUUCGACCCUACGCCAGAUGCCGACAAGCUUGGCUAAGCAGUUCGAGGGGAGGGCAUGGGCUGUGUACAUACGUUUAUACAGUCGUGUUUUGGAAAGAACAUGUUACGGCGUUGCACGGCAUCACAUUAAUUGGAGUUCAUUUUUCGUUUU